This is a messenger RNA of Osmia lignaria (orchard mason bee), 4734 nucleotides long. Lineage: Eukaryota; Metazoa; Arthropoda; Insecta; Hymenoptera; Megachilidae. The record is from RefSeq and is a predicted model, not a curated record.
UCUUAAUUCUUAAGUGCGGGAAAACUGUCAGAUUUUCCCGCGUAUAAGCUUGUGUAUAUGAAUAGUUUCUAUUGCUGUGUAAUAAACAGUGAUUUCAUGUAGUUUCAGAAUGAAUCUAGUGCAUUCUAUUGUAGAACGUGAAAAAGGAUGUGCAUCAAUACGUGAUUAUGAUAUCGCUUUAUACCGUUUAAAAUGCUACCAAGAUGACGUUUACCGUGGUAUAACACCAAAUACAAACGCGCUUGAUUUUAAUCCAGAACCACCAGUUUUUGCUUGUCGAUUUUGUACUACAGAAGGAUACGAACAAAUAAUUGCUUUAGCAAAUGAGGAUGGAAAGAUUGCUCUACAAGAUAUAAGCAUUAAAAAAGGGUCAAAUCAACCAUUGGAAGGAACACAGGCACAUUGUAAUGCAAUAUUUGAUGUUGCUUGGAUGCCAGGAGAAUUAAAAUUGGUCACAGCUUCUGGUGAUCAUACUGCAAGAUUAUGGGAUGUAUCUGGAUCUGAAAUAAAACAAAUUGAUUAUUUUCAUGCUCAUACAAGAAGUGUUAAGACUGCAGUGUUUCGUUAUCAGGACAAAGCUGUAUUUGCAACAGGAGCAAGAGAUGGUUCUAUCAUGAUAUGGGAUAUUAGAGCUAAUCAUUAUGAACGCCCCAAACCAGAUAAUUGUAUUUCCAAUGCACAUAAUACUGGCACUAUAGGUAAUGUAAGACAGCGUAGGGUAAUUAGUCAGGUAUCUAGAUCACAAAGUAUUACUGGUUUGGCAUUUCAAAAUGAUUUUACUUUACUUUCUUGUGCUGCUGGAGAUGGUGUGAUAAAGGUGUGGGAUUUACGUAAAAAUUACACUGUUCAUAAAAAAGAGCCUUUGGCUAAAUAUACAAUGAACUAUACUGGACAUAGUGCAAGAAAUGGAUUUUCAUCACUAUUAAUAUGUCCUGCUAGGAUUACAUUAUAUGCAAGUUGUAUGGAUAACGUUAUAUAUGCAUAUAAUAUAUCAUCUUAUAAUCCUAAACCAAUGGCAGAAUUUUAUGGGCACCAAAACUGUACAUAUUAUGUUAAAACGUGUUUAAGUCCUGAUGGACGUUAUAUUGCUAGUGGUUCCAGUGAUGAACUUGCAUACAUUUGGCGUACAAAUAAACCAGGAACACCAAUUGUGCAACUGUCUGGACAUACUGAAGAAGUUACGUGCAUUGCAUGGUGUAACAUUGGAGAAAGCAAAAUCGUAACAUGUUCCGAUGAUUCGUGUCAUAGAAUUUGGAGAGUUGGUUAUGAACAUAAAAUAGAAAAUGAAGAGAUUCAAAUAUGUGGUCAUGCAGAAGCUAUUGUUAACAAAAAUCCUUUAGAAAAUUUAAAGUUAGAAACUACACCAACUGUUACUCGACGAUGGGUUGCAUCUCAAGAAUGUACUCCUGGAUCCGAUACCACACCAAAUGCUACUCCUGGGCCUAGUUCAUCAGAUACUCAAAUUGGCGAUUAUCACGGUUCAUAUACUGUUAGUAAUUCGAUGAAAAGAAAUUAUUCCCAAAUAGCAACUGGUGGAUCAUGGACGGAUGGGAAAUUUAAAUCCAUUUUGUCACCUAUAAAAGAGAAUUUUGAAUUUGUUGCCAAACGAGCUCAUUUAGAAAAUCGUGGCGCACGAAGGUUAUUUAGUCCUGGUAAUGAUAUUAAUCCAUUAAGUAAAAGCCAUAAACCUGAUGAACCAAGUACAAGUUCAUCUGGUAUAGAAAUUAAAAAUAAUGAAAUUUACUUUUCGCCGACAUCAAAUCUUCCAAAUUUUGUAAUUGAUGGUACAGCGCCGCAUUUACUUCAACUUUCUCCAGAAAAGUAUAAAGAAAAUAUCGACUGGUUAACACGAAUACGAAAAGAAAAAUUUGAGCAGAAAACGAGAAAAACAGUGUCAGAAAAGUUAGCUAGCCCUAAUUCUCAUAUUACAUCAACUAAAAGAACUGGUAGAUCACGAUCAACAGAACCACAGAAAGUAUCUAAAGUAUCUAAAAGCCCAGUUCCUUCUUUGUUACAUUUUUUUAAAAUUACUGGAAAGGACUGUGAAACAAAUGUAUAUUGCGAUAGUAGUAAAGUAGUAUCUUCUACAAAAUCUAUGGAUGUUAAGGACUAUCACAAGGUGUGUGAGGAAGUAUAUGAUACUGAACCUUCUACAUCUAAAGAGGAUACUGUAAACAGUUUACAAAAUAUCGCGUUAGAAGAAAUGAACAAUAUCUCAAAAGGUAAUGAAGUUGAUAUAAAUGAGCUAAAAAUGGAAGUUGAAACAUUAGAAGCAGUAGAUCAAACUCAAGCUGAAAGUAAAGUAAUUCAAGAAGUUAUUGAACCUUCUAUUGAUGAUAAAUGUGAUGUUAAUACAAAAGAUAUAUUUGGACCAACUGAAGAUAAAGAAACAAUUAGAGAAACAUCCUUUUCUAUUGUAAAUUCAAAUGUUUCAUCAGAACCAACAACCUCACAGGACAAUACUCCUUCUUCCUCAAAUGACAUUGAAUCAAGCGGUUCACCUUCUAAUGAUCAAAAUAAAAUUAAACGAAGUAUUUCCAAAGGUCAAGUAAAUGGUGAUAGUGGCAUUUCAAUGGAAAAAUCUGGUAAUAGUUCUGAUGAAGAUUCAAGUAAGCGGCAAAAGUUGAAUGAAACCGUAUCUAGUAAAUCAAAAUCUGACGAUGAAAAUGUAGAUAAUGUACCAAAGUUUCAUAAGUUAAAGUCCAAAGUAAAAAAACGUAAUUAUCGCAGUAAGAGACCUCCAGCAGGAGAAAAUGCAGAUAGUUGCAAUGAAGGAAGUACUGAAGAUGUUGAAAUGAGACAAGAAACAGAGGAAAGCACAACAUCUAGAGGAGUAGAAAAUCGUGAACGGGGAUUGGAAACAAAUAGUGAUGGUCCAGAUGUUGAAGAUGCAGGUAUGUAUUACUAAAUGCAUAUUAUUUUAUCAAUUUAAUUUGUACUUCAUAUUUUUACUUUUCAAGAUGGAAAUGAUUCAAAUGAAUGGACAACAGCCAGUGAAGAAGAGUUAGAAGAAGCAGAAGAAGAUAUUCCUGCUUGUUUAAAGAAAGAAAAGCCAAAGCCAAACUGGUUUGUAGUGCCAGAAAUUAUUCACCGUGAAAUGGGCAACAAUCCAUUAUUUCAACGUCGAUAUUAUGGUUCCUUGCAUGUCGUAGAACGUUUAGAACUUGCAUAUAAACUCGAAGAACAUCAGGGCUGUGUUAAUGCUUUAAAUUUUAAUCAAAGAGGAAAUUUACUAGCUAGUGGUUCAGAUGAUUUGGCUGUAGUUAUAUGGGACUGGGCAAAAGGGAAAAAGCAUCAUUCUUUUGAUAGCGGUCAUAGAAGUAACAUGUUUCAGGCAAAAUGGUUACCAUUUCAUGUAGAAUAUUUAAUGGCUACGUGUGCUCGUGAUGGACAAGUACGUUUAUUAGAUGUUAGACGCGGUACAUCACGAAGAAUAGCAAUGCACCACGCGCCUACUCAUAAACUUGCAGUUCAUCCAGAUGCACCUCAUGUUAUAAUUUCUGUUGGUGAAGAUGCUAAAGUGUUAUCUAUAGAUAUUAGAGAAGAAAAACCAACAAAAUUGCUAGCGGUGAAAGAUGGGUCUUCUGAUGUGCAAUUGUACAGUGUUCAUUCAAACCCGCUUAAUAGUAAUGAAUUUUGUGUUGGUGGUCGGUCUCAAGUGGUUAGAAUAUAUGAUCGACGAAAAGUGUCUGCACCGUUACAUAAAUUAUGUCCUGAUCAUUUGGCUGGGAAUAAACAUGCACACGUAACUUGCGCUGUAUAUAAUUAUAAUGGAACCGAAGUUCUUGCAUCUUAUAACGACGAAGACAUAUAUCUGUUUGAUACAGUGAUGCCUCAAAUUGGAGAUUUUGCUCAUCGAUACCAAGGUCAUAGAAAUAACGCCACGGUGAAAGGUGUAAACUUUUUCGGACCAAAAAGUGAAUUUGUUAUAUCUGGAUCGGAUUGUGGAUACAUAUUUAUCUGGGACAAGAAUACUGAAGCCAUAGUAAAUUGGAUGCCCGGUGAUGAACAAGGAGUGGUAAACUGUUUGGAACCUCAUCCACAUAUUCCUAUCCUUGCAACAAGUGGACUUGAUUUUGAUGUGAAAAUAUGGGUGCCUUCUUGUGAACAUCCUCCAAACUUAACAAAGCUAGCAAGUUGUGUUAAAUCCAAUGCGAUUAAUAGAGCAGAAGAUACUGCUAAUGAAUCUGAUGCAUUUGAUGGUCAGAUGCUUUGGAUAUUGCUAAGAACCAUCCGUCAUGCAGAAAGAAUAAGAAAUCACAGUGCACGUAGAGGUUCUAGUGAUCGAAAUCGGAAUGUGGCGGAUGAUGAUGAUGAGGAUGAUAAUGUUGAUGAUUCUUCGGAUGACAACGAUUCUUCCGAUCAUAGUGAUAGUCAGUCAGAGGGAGAUGGAAUUAGAACAUUACAGUGCCCUCCAUCAUAGAGGUAUUUAAACGGAUUGUUUCAAGUUUCAUAAAUUAAAAUUUACACGAUGUCUUCAAUAAAUGUUACUAAAUAUUGACAAUUAUAGGGAAGAUACAUAAAAGAAUGUAAAAGUUCCAUAAUCCCCUCUCAAUUUAUCUUUUUCUACCAGUUUAAUAGUUUGUGCUUAUUAAUGAUAGAAACAGUGUACGACUAUUUAAUACAAUAAUCAUAAGAGUAAGUGUGCAUUAAAUAUGUAUAAAAGUUAUUGUUACGAAUAUGUACAGUAUUAGGUGAUAAUAACAAAUAAUACAGUUCUAUUUCUAAAAGCAA